Molecule: messenger RNA, 2401 nt
Organism: Dendroctonus ponderosae (mountain pine beetle)
Lineage: Eukaryota; Metazoa; Arthropoda; Insecta; Coleoptera; Curculionidae
Cellular component (GO): chitin-based extracellular matrix
Molecular function (GO): structural constituent of chitin-based larval cuticle
Source: RefSeq, a predicted model, not a curated record
CUCGAAAAUAUUUAACAUGCCGUCCAUGGUCGAUGCAGACGCUGAACGCCGGUUGUCGAACGAUCCCGUAACGUGAAAAAUAUUCGCGGACUACACAAUCAUCAGUAGUCGUGUUUCGGACAUCGAUUAAUUAAACGAUUCGCUUAAGUUUUCUUGAACGACUUUUCUUGUGGAAAACCAUGUGGAAUAUAGAGUCCUCGUUCAUACUGUUACUUCUUGCCAUAUGUUUUGCCAGCGGCAUUAUCGGACAUGAUAACCCAUCAAACCAACAAUACCAUAUUCAAACUGACGAAGGUCCAGAAAGAUACUUCCGAUAUCAAACAUUGAGUGGACAAUUCCGGAAAGAAAAAAGGUUGGAAGAUGGAACAGUAAUUGGGACUUACGCAUGGAUCGAUGACGACGAGACCACGCAGGUUACAGAAUUACAAAAAGCAAAAAUCUGUACGUGGGACGUAACAUACCUGUGGGAGAAGCAGUAAAGCUGGCCAAAAAAUAUACUUCGUCUGCUGACACGUUGAUAUCGUUCAAACCACGUCCGUCGGGUGUUAACAAUGAAUACAACCAGGCAACACAAAAAGUUAUUCCGGUACAGCAUUCUACUCCCGUUCCACCCAUCUCGACGGCAAUCACUCCAUGUGCAUCUUGUGCUAUUUCACCAACGACCUACAAACCCGAUGUGGCACAUUUCGUAUCUUCCACUAUUGGACCUCAUGUAGAAAUAUCAAAUAAUGCUCUGCCAAUUUCUACCAGUCUUCCAAUUUUGAGUUCUACUGAAGCGCCUUUAGUCGACAUAACUCCUGGAGGCAUUUCUAGUCUGUUGGGGGUACUUAGCAGUACUGUUCGCCCGUCUACAACAGGACUUCCUUUGGAAUACCUCAAAACAAGUGCCCAAGCAGUCAACGACUUACAGUUCCCGGAAACAUCAACUGAUAAAUCAUUUUCUGCGGGUGUUAAAUUUGCUGCUUCGCCAUACGAUGAUUUGCCUGCUUACAACGAAAGGGAUCAAAAUUCCUUAGAUUAUAACAGCUAUGUAAAUCCCCUUAAUCAAGGAGUGUUUUUUCAAAAUGGACCAACUUAUCCCAUAGAUCGCAACGGACAUACGUAUAGAGGGAACAAACGAUUUUCACAGUCGAGAACUGGAAACGGUUAUGACGGUCAGCAUACUGAAUAUGAUGGCGUGUCUGUCACUAAUGAUGGCUUUAGAUAUUAUAUUCCAAGAGCCUACCACGAAGAAGAAACGAACCGAGAUAACGAGAAAUCCGGCAGUUUUGGCUACAUUGAUCCCUUUGGAAUUAGAAGGGUAAUUUACUAUAAUGCUAAGCCAGGGCAAGGUUUUCAACAUCGGAAGAACAACAGAUAUGUUGGAUUUGAUGCAACUCCUUAUGACCCAAGACCAUAGUGAAUAUGCCCGAAAGGGUUUUUUAUUACUGCCAUAACAUGGAUACGAUUCAUAAGAUUAAUAGUCUUGCCAAAAUAUCGAGCUGUAACUUUGAUAUGUUCUAGACUCAAUUUUGCUAGAAAUAAGGAAUAUUUUUAAUGUAGGUCCGCAUAACUUUUACUAAUAAAUUAACUAAUCCGAAUUAGCAACCCAAGCAUUUCAAAAUAUGGAACUGUUUCUUGUAAUCAUUGGCAUCGUAUGGGUAGUAAGUUAGAUAUUACACAUGCAUGCAAACGGCAUGAACCCCUUUAGAAAGACUAUGUUGUUGUGUUUAAUUGUUAAUGAUUAAUUUAUUAAACUAUUUUAAUGCUUGUUGCUGUGUUUAAUAGAUGCUAGCAAUAAAUAGAGUAUAGAUAUUUAUUUUCACUAUCAUUCUAUAGGUGCCAUUAUGCAGAUGGGUCCCUAGAAUUAAAACACAUUUUUAUUCCUAUUGUGAACUCUAGUCCAUAAAAGAAUUGUAUUUAUUCAAAAGCUUGACCAUUUGUAUCUACUGAAAGAAACACACCAUAUGAGAAUAGGUCAAAUUCCUAAUAUUCCCGAAUUUGAAACAUAUUAUUACUAAUUGUAACAAAAAGUGUUAGAAGUGGCGCUUUGAAACCUGUAUUAAAGCGCAAAUUACGUAUCUAUUGCAGCUUUAUUGUAACUUAUUAUUUUGUCCGAUCUGAGCUGUUAAUGUACGAAAACCGCUACUUAAUUUCUAUGUAUAAUUUUGUUUCAAGACGGCAUUUUUUUAUUAGCUACACUUAUCUGUAAUAAUUCAUUUAAUCCAAAUUAUCAAAGUAAAUGAUGGUAAAAUGGUAGAGAAGUCCAAAUAGACUACAUGAUCAUCAAAUAUGAACUUGUGAUGACAGUCCAGUCGUAGAACUACACAUUUGGUGCGAUAUAUUUUAGAAUUUAGUAAAACUACGUAUAAUGGUAUAUAGUAGUUUUUAACCAAAUUAAAUAAAUAUGUUAUUAAUUUCA